CUGUUAACUAGUUUAAACACUGGGUUCAUCAGUACAGACGUUCCUUUACAGACACUGAGUCAGUGUGAACGUGUUUGUUAACGUAACAGUCGGUAUUCUUUCAUCCUGGGAUCUCCACUCUCACCACAGUCAGAAGUAAAAGCUACCGUUUGAAACCAACACGAUGUUCUUCUUGUCGUUUGUUCUACUCGAGUUCAUUUCUACCUCUGAAAUCAGUACUUGUGUAUUUUCUGUGGUGGCGCUGCUGAAACUUGAAUCUGUCAUUUACACACGAAGAAGAGACGCCACAACUGGAGCUGUCUCGCCAUUUGUCAGUCUGGCAAAGACAGAGCUUCCUAUUGGCUGGCAGCACAACCGCGCCAGUGAGGCGGAGAAACAGCGGCACAGUCAAACUGCUUCGACAGGGUUUUAUUUACCGCGACGAGAAAUAGAGUCACGUAAAAGCCAUUAACUUGAACCGAACUCCGGAUUAUGUUUGUGGGGUUUUAAUUGAACGCGCGGUUCUGUCCCUUGACGUUUUUAUUUGAUUCCAGCGCUGAAGCUAACAAAGCUAACCGUCGAAGCGAAUAGCAGCAAGUUAACGAGGCUCUGUGACGUCAGCGGGUUUUCUCAGCUGGGCUGACAAGGCCCAGGUACUGCUGUGCCGGUCAAGGUGGGAUGAGCUGCCCGGUGAAGCUCCAUGCUCUGCCGGCAGGACUGUUAGAGGAGGUAUUUACCCCGGAGACGGUGACUGGGAGAAUCUCCACCAACAUGCUGAGGUUCCCCAAGUCCAGAUCAGCUCUGUGGGACUGCAGUCCGGCAGGAGACCAGCUCCGCCUGCAGCUCUGCUCACGCAGGAACCCGCGGCUGCGUCUCUCAGAGAAAGCUCUUCGUCUGGCCCAGCGUCAUGUCCGUCACACCAACAAGCCCCGCCUCCACUGCUUCUUCCUUGGAUCGGUGUCCGUGGACUCCGAUGAGGAGGGGCUCACGGUCAGCCUGGACCGGUUUGACCCAGGUCGGGACCAGAAGGGAUCCUCCGCUCGUGCUCCCUCUGCUCCUCUCCCUGGAGACGUCCUGGUUCCCUGUGUGUUCUCCACAGAGCAGGAAACGCCUGACGCUGUCGUCCAAUCAGAGGCUGAGCUUCAUCACAACUUUAAGGCCCUUCAUCAGUACCUGACCGGUCGACUGACCCUGGAUCUGUCUCAGCUCCUCAGACUCCAGACUCUUGUCUUCUGCUCUCAGUCUGACGACUCGGCGUCGUUCACUCUCAGCUGGUUGGCCGUUUCUCCCUCUCUGGUUCUGGUUGUCCAACCGGUCCGACCCGUUCCCAUCAUUCCCACGGCUCUGGUGAGGAGCCUGACCAGUGUGGGGCGCCCUCUGCAGCCCGUCGCCAGCCGUCAGAGAGGGUUCCUGACCAUGGACCAGAACAGGAAGCUGCUGCUGCUGCUGGAGUCUGAUCCCAAAGCUACGACGCUGCCACUGGUCGGACUCUGGCUUAGUGGAGUCACACACAUCUACAACCCUCAAGUUUUCUCCUGGUGCCUCAAGUUCCUGUUUAGCUCCGCCCUCCAUGACAGAGUUUUGUCAGAAACCGGCUGCUUUCUCUUGGUUCUGUUCGCUGACACUCACAGAACUCCUCAGUUCUUCCAGUGUCGUCCGGCUCCUGGAUCCACUCCAGGUCCUGAACCUAGUUCUGCUUCUGGACCUGCACCAGGGCUCCAGCUGGACUGUGAGCUGCGGAGUGCUGUCCAGUGUGUCACUCUCUACCAGCAGGUGGCGCUGGUGGAGAGUCAGAUUCUGCAGUGUGAGCUGACAGUAGGUCGGGGACCACAGGUGGAGAUCUUCAGGCAAGCGCAGAGCUCCUUCAACAGCGUUCCUCCUUCUGGUCCAGGUCUCUCUGUCAGUGAUCAAGACUCUGGGGUUGAAGAUGAAGACUUGUCUCCACGUCCGUCCCCGAGUCCUCAUCUUCAUGCUCCACAGUCUCGUAGAGUCCAGCCGUCUGUCCCUGAACUGUCUCUGCUGAUGGACAGGAGCUUCACCUCCCAUCAGCGGGACUCUGGCUCCACCCACAGACCUCCUCCAAACACCUCCUCGUCCUCCUCCACUCCAGCUUUAAGACCUGACAGGAAGUGUCCUCCACAGCGAGCAGGGAACGCUUCCUCCUCUUGUUCCUCCUCUUGUUCCUCCUCCUCCCGAUGCCCUGGCCAUGCUCCUCUGACUCCUCCUCCACGCCUCCACAGCACCCCCACCACUCAGCAGCCCCAGCCCUGCUCCUGUUGCCACGCCCACUCUUGUCGGCCCACCGGCAUCUACCCCUCCCCCUCCCUCCCAACUCCUGACCGACAACUGCGCCUCCUGCAGGCUCAGGUCCAGAUGCUGUUGGAGGCUCAGGCCAAGAUUCAGACCUCCAGGCAGCAGGAGGAGCCAAAGAGCACCAACAGCGUUGCCGUGGGGACAGGUUCCAGUCUCUUCUGGUCUGACCCGCUCCAUGAGGCUGAAGCUCCGCCCACUUCCACCUCCUUACCUGAGCCCUGUGUUUCUGUCAGAGGAGCAGAGAACUGUGACAUCACACAUCCAGCUGCUCCUGCCUCCCCCACUCUGCAGCUCAGUGGCUCAGCUGAUCCUCCUCAGAGUCCAGAGAGUGUGGGUCUGGUCAGACAUGAAGACCAGCAGAGCUUCUACCACAGUCUGAUGACUCAGCUGACCAGUCGUCUCCAGGAGUCCAGAAACAGACAGGAAGUUGAUGAGGGGGAGGAGCCCUGUCACAGGAGGAGGAGUCUGUCCACAACUCCAGACUCCGCCCUGUCCUCAUCUUCAUGUUUGAGGGGGAAUCAGCUGGAGGAGAGGGAGGAGGUGAGGAGGAGGAGGAGCCUUCCUGCAGAGGCUGAUUCUUCCUCUUCGUUAAGAAGGAAUAAGUGGGAGAAAAAGGAGGAGGAGCUCAGGAGGAGGAGGAGCCUGUCAGGGAGGUCCGUCUCCUCCUCGGUGUCUGACACAGUGGUCGGUGCCACCGUGAGGCAGCUGCAGCAGCUGGGGGUGGACGUGGACGGAGACGAGCUGACGGAGUCGUCGAGACGGCGCCUCAGAGCCGUGGAGAGUGCUGGGACCCUGGCCAGCAUCAACCCUGCGGCGCUGCUGUCCACUCUCAGCGUGACAGAUCCUACGGUCAGCUCUCUGUUUCCUGGCGCCAGCGUUGACCUGAGUCUGGAGGCCAACGCCAUCGCGCUGCGUUACCUCAGCGACUCCCAGCUCAGCAGGUUGUCUCUGGGAGGCCACGCCUCCUGCUCGAGCCCCACCCCCUCCUACGGCUCCAUGCUGUCGCCAAGCGACAUGUCUUUGGCCACCAGGAAGUACAUGAGGAGGUAUGGCUUGAUCCAGGAGGAGGAGGAGGAGGAGGAGGAGGCAGAGCACCAACAACGGGAAGAGGAAGUGGAGGAGGAGGAGGAGGAGGCGGCCCUGAACGUCAGCCUCCUCCAACGGAGUCAGCUGAUCAGAGAGCUGCGGCCAAAGAUGCAGGUGUUUUCCAGAAACAUCACAGCUAACAGCGCUAACAAAGAAAACUGCCCCAGCGGGCGGCCAUCAUUAGUGAGGGCGAGCAGCCGGCAGUCGGAGGCUUCAGUGGGAAACAUCCUGGACCUGAGUCGCCUGAGGCAGCUGCCCAAACUCUUCUGAAGCUGAAGCUGAGUCUGAGGCAGAGAAGCCACGACAACAACGACAACAACAACGACAACACGCUGCCUCCACACCUGUCACAACAACCGUCCACAGGUCCACACACACACACACACACACACCUGUGGUCCUCUGUGCUAAUUCACUCGAGACAAACAGCACUGUGAUGAGGUCACAUGAUCAAACACAAGUCAACACACAUGAAUAUAUUCACCUUCUCUGAGGACUGAUGAACAGGUGUAAGAUCAAGUUAGCUGUUAGCCGUUAGCUGUUAGCCGUUAGCAAUUAGCUGAAGAACCAAGUUUAGACAAACUGAUCAGAAUGAAGUUUUAAAAACGUUGUUUUUUCAUCGUUACUACAGUGACUGUUAAAGAUCAGGUGAAGCAUCUAUAUUUUUACUUUAUAUUUAUAGUCGACUGAUGUGUGUAUUUUAUAUAUGUGCGUGUGUGUGUGUGUGUGUGUCAGAUGAUUUGGCUAUUUUAGACCCCACUAAUAAACCCUGGUCACUCUGAACACACUGCUCCACUUCGACGUUCUUCAAAGAUAAUAUUCUCUGACAUUCAAAGGAAAACUUUUCAAAGUAUUAAAAUGUAUUAUUAUUCUUUUUACCUUCUUCUUUUUCUUUCGGCUUUGUUCCUUUUUUCUCUCCAGGAGUUGCUACAGCAGAUCAUUGAUUUCCAUCUGUCCCUGUUCUCUGCA
Cynoglossus semilaevis (tongue sole) is the source of this 4347-nucleotide messenger RNA. RefSeq names its product STIL centriolar assembly protein (gene stil). Bases 658 to 3648 code for a protein of 996 amino acids. The transcript has 17 exons. Gene Ontology annotation, cellular component: microtubule organizing center. The record is from RefSeq and is a predicted model, not a curated record. Gene Ontology annotation, biological process: smoothened signaling pathway; mitotic spindle organization; protein localization to centrosome. NCBI's taxonomy places the organism in Eukaryota, Metazoa, Chordata, Actinopteri, Pleuronectiformes, Cynoglossidae.